Trichoderma atroviride IMI 206040 is the source of this 629-nucleotide messenger RNA. The record is from RefSeq and is a predicted model, not a curated record. NCBI's taxonomy places the organism in Eukaryota, Fungi, Ascomycota, Sordariomycetes, Hypocreales, Hypocreaceae.
CGCUCUUCUUUACGAUGAAGUCUGGCGUUGCUCUAGCUCUUAGCUGGGGCAUCACCUUGACUGCCGCAAGCCCUCAUCCUGAGCUUCAAUGGGAUCCAAACACCAUUUCUACCUGCAGGGAAUGGUUCAACAAUGCUGGCUCAGAUACUUGCGAGUCUAUCCGCUCCAUGCUUGGAAUCUCUCCUGAAGAUUUCCACAAGUGGAACCCUUCUGUUGGCGUAGACUGCAAGCCGUGGAAUUACCAAUCGUACUGCAUUCUUACUGAGGAGAAAUGGGCCAGUUAUACUUCAACACAUACUACCACCAAGGCAAAAACAACUACCACCUCCUCCUCAUCUACGCAUGUGCCGUCUCCCACUUCUUGGAACGCCCUGGGAUGCUAUACAGAUGAUGAUGCCAAGUAUCCUGUUUUGGAAAAACAAGUGAGCAGCAACGACGCUGCGCUCCAGAUUGAGACGUGUGAGGACCAGUGCUGGAAGGCUUCCAACGGUACUGUUCUGUACGCUGGUGUGACGGAGUGCAACAGUCCAUGCAGUGGGAACAAGCAAGAGAUUUGCGGUAGUAAGGGCAGAAUUAAUGUCUUUGAGCCUCAAUCUUCUGGAGCAGUUAAGAACCAAGGUAUAUUCUAG